AUGGGCAGGCGAAAGAUCGAAAUUCAACCCAUCACACACGAGCGUAAUCGCUCAGUCACUUUUUUAAAGCGAAAGAAUGGCCUCUUCAAGAAAGCAUACGAACUAGGAGUCCUAUGCUCCGUAGACGUUGCCGUCAUCAUAUUUGAGGAGCGCCCAGGACAUCACGUAAAGCUCUACCAGUACUGCUCAGGAGACGUCCAAGACAUUGUUCAACGUCAUAUCAGGUAUGACGGCGAAAAGGAUACCCGUUUCCCCCACGACUUUGCCAACAACGCCAACAGCGGCAAGGCAGGCGACGCCGCUGACGCCGAGGAGGAAGAUCCCGAAGAAGAAGAGCACGAGUCGUGCAGUACCGUCAAAAAGUCAUCUAACCCUAAGCUCAAGCAGGAGUACAACAACAAUGGAAAGGCAGUUGUGCCGCCCACUCCUACCGACUCGAACCUUGGUAGCGUAGACGUCGGAGACUACAGCUUGCAUGGUUUACAUCGACACGCCGCACUACCCGCACCACCACUGCAUCCCCAUUCCCAGCUUCCAUCCGCCCCAACAGCUCCAUCUCUGCCUAUAUCUACGGAGAGACACACCUCUUCCCGAUUGCCUCUAUCUACCAAUGGUCAGUCUCAGCCUUUCUUCUGCAGCGCCACCAAACUCUCGGGCGACGAAGCCCUUCUCAAUAGCAGUUACAUCCCCUCGCCUACGUCCGCAUCAUCAUCGGGAUAUCGCCAUAACGGAUCGCCGGCCUCCUCUCUUCUCGGGUCGUCGUUCGACUUUCCUUCUUCGUCAUCAGCGCCGAGAGGCGGGCAUGUACCCAUCUCUCGGGACGGCUUGUACAGCCAACGUUCCUCGACGUACCCACCUCUACACAAUCACGACCCUCAAGGACAACUGCAAAGUGUUUAUCAGCAGCAGCAACCCCACCACCCCUCAAUGCGUCAUUCUCUCGGUCAGCACUCUCACUCAAACCAGUCUCAAUCCCAAUCCCAACCAAGUGAUUUUUUCCCUGAAAUGCUGGAAUCCGCUGACGGCCAUGCACAUCACUCAACUCAUCAUCGGCCAUUAUCGUCAUCAUCCCAACUACCGCAUUUCACGGCUAUGGAUUGGCCGACUCAUGGACCCGCGACUGCAGCACCGCGGCAGACGCCACCCCAAGAAGGAGGCCAUCAGGAGCCGAUAGCAGGGCAACCGCCGAACAACACAUCCUGGCUUGACUUCCUCUCCCAUGGCACAUCAAAUUCGGGACAUCCUCUACAACUGUCCCUUCCCUCCGCUGAACGCGACUAUACGAAUGCGACGAGCGGGAUGUCUGGGUCGGAGCGGGAGGCUGGGGUGGGUAUAGGAGGGGGUGGUGUGGGUGGCGGGGGAUUGAUGAUGUCACCUACGUCGGCGUCGAGGAAACGACCCCGCACAACCUCAUGUAUCGAAGAGGGGAAAAGGCAUUCCCCGUUGGGUAUCGGUAUCAGCACAAGUGCAAGUGGGAGGAAGAAAGAAGAGGGGUAAUAAACGACUUGGAUGAACCUCCCACUUGAGAGAUGAAUCCGACAAGGAUCCAUCCCAGGUUGGUGCUACAAGUUUUGUCAUCCCGUGCGCGCGCACACCCCGUCCUCGUAUUGGUAAGGUACGUGCGCAGUUAGAUAGACGUAUCCUGAUGUUGAAAAGUUUUUGGACGACCACGGUGGUGCCAUUGCGUACAUAUACCUAGGUAUAUCUCCGUAAUAAUGGACGCUCAUGGACCCUUUCUUUUUCUGUUUUGUGCACCUUUCAAUUGCCAAGAUACAUCUUAUCAAUCUUCUCCACGUGUUCAAUACAUAUGUGUACCACUCCCCAUACUUAUUAUUGCCUCCGCGUAAUGGGGACGCACUGCGAUCGGGUGGCUGCAAAUGAAGUCUCGCGGGCUCGACCAUGAGACAGACAAUCAC
This is a messenger RNA of Pisolithus orientalis, 1916 nucleotides long. RefSeq lists its product as uncharacterized. Gene Ontology annotation, molecular function: RNA polymerase II cis-regulatory region sequence-specific DNA binding; DNA-binding transcription factor activity, RNA polymerase II-specific; protein dimerization activity. The transcript has 9 exons. Lineage: Eukaryota; Fungi; Basidiomycota; Agaricomycetes; Boletales; Pisolithaceae. The record is from RefSeq and is a predicted model, not a curated record. Gene Ontology annotation, biological process: positive regulation of transcription by RNA polymerase II. Bases 1 to 1497 code for a protein of 498 amino acids.